Molecule: messenger RNA, 2003 nt
Organism: Nannospalax galili (Upper Galilee mountains blind mole rat)
Lineage: Eukaryota; Metazoa; Chordata; Mammalia; Rodentia; Spalacidae
Gene: Kcnj4
Product: potassium voltage-gated channel subfamily J member 4
Exons: 2
Coding region: 212-1546 (444 amino acids)
Biological process (GO): potassium ion import across plasma membrane; regulation of monoatomic ion transmembrane transport
Cellular component (GO): plasma membrane
Molecular function (GO): inward rectifier potassium channel activity
Source: RefSeq, a predicted model, not a curated record
UUAAAAGCAGCUGGUGAACUUCAAAGUGCCUUGCAUAUGCCAAUGGCCAUCGCAGCCACUACUGUUCUUGUCCUGUCUGUCACCCCAGCUGGAAGGGCAGCCUCAGGGACAGCCAGCUGCACUGUGAAGCUGGGUCUCAGAACCGUCCAUGCCUGAGGUGUCAAGCCUGCAGGCCCUGCGUCUCCCCAGGUGACCACGCCGGCCUCAGGUCAUGCACGGACACAGCCGCAACGGGCAGGCCCAUGUGCCCCGGCGGAAACGCCGCAACCGCUUUGUUAAGAAGAACGGCCAAUGCAACGUCUACUUUGCCAACCUGAGCAACAAGUCCCAGCGCUACAUGGCAGACAUCUUCACCACCUGCGUGGACACGCGCUGGCGCUACAUGCUCAUGAUCUUUUCUGCCGCCUUCCUCGUCUCUUGGCUCUUUUUUGGCCUCCUCUUCUGGUGCAUCGCCUUCUUCCACGGUGACCUGGAGGCCAGCCCCUCGGUGCCCACGUCGGGGGGUCCAGGGGGGAAUGGAGGGGCAGUCCCAACGGCCCCCAAGCCCUGCAUCAUGCAUGUGAAUGGCUUUCUGGGAGCCUUUCUGUUCUCAGUGGAGACGCAGACAACCAUAGGUUAUGGGUUCCGGUGCGUGACAGAGGAGUGCCCACUGGCUGUCAUCGCGGUGGUCGUCCAGUCCAUCGUGGGCUGCGUCAUCGACUCUUUCAUGAUCGGCACUAUCAUGGCCAAGAUGGCACGGCCGAAGAAGCGGGCACAGACGCUGCUGUUCAGUCAUCAUGCGGUCAUCUCGGUGCGAGACGGCAAGCUCUGCCUGAUGUGGCGCGUGGGCAACCUGCGUAAGAGCCACAUCGUGGAGGCCCACGUGCGGGCCCAGCUCAUCAAGCCCUACAUGACCCAGGAGGGUGAAUACCUGCCGCUGGACCAGCGGGACCUCAACGUGGGCUAUGACAUCGGUCUGGACCGUAUCUUCCUGGUGUCGCCCAUCAUCAUCGUGCACGAGAUUGACGAGGACAGUCCCCUCUAUGGCAUGGGCAAGGAGGAGCUGGAGUCGGAGGACUUCGAGAUUGUGGUCAUCCUAGAGGGUAUGGUGGAGGCCACGGCUAUGACCACGCAAGCCCGCAGUUCCUACCUGGCCAGUGAGAUCUUGUGGGGCCACCGCUUUGAGCCUGUGGUCUUUGAGGAGAAGAGCCACUACAAAGUGGACUACUCUCGCUUCCACAAGACCUACGAGGUGGCUGGCACACCCUGCUGCUCUGCCCGUGAGCUGCAGGAGAGCAAGAUCACGGUUCUGCCUGCCCCGCCGCCCCCGCCCAGUGCCUUCUGCUAUGAAAACGAGCUGGCUCUCAUGAGCCAGGAGGAAGAGGAGAUGGAGGAGGAAGCUGCGGCUGCGGCUGCGGUGGCUGCGGGCCUGGGACUGGAGGCGGGUUCCAAGGAGGAGGCAGGCAUCAUCCGGAUGCUUGAGUUUGGCAGCCACCUGGAUCUGGAGCGCAUGCAAGCCACCCUCCCACUGGACAACAUCUCCUACCGCAGGGAGUCUGCCAUCUGACCUCCAGGCCCUGCCCUCCUCACUUCCGGAAAGAGCCUCAGGGGUGGGAUGCCAGACCUGCCUCGGCUCUCAGGACAAUGCUGACCCUGGCUCCGUGGACCUGGAGGAAGGUGGGGGUUUCAAAGACUGGGGAAUCCCUUCCUGUUGCCUGCAUAGUCCAGGACUCAGAAGGACCCAAGUACUCUGCCCUGUUGGCCUAAGCCCCCCAGCACCUCCCCAGGGGUGGCUCUGGACCCCUAGACCUUCCACCCUUUCCCCGCUGACCCUUCAAGGAUGCGCUCCCCCCCUGCUCUCAGGACCUUGAGGAAGGCGGCUGGACUACUGGGGGGGGGCAUCACUGGGUUCUGGGUGGGCAGGGUGGGUCUAGGGAGGGGGAGGGGCGCAUUUCUUUUGCAUGACUGUGGUCUGUGCUCUUGACUUUUGUAAAUAUCUAUAAAUGGAGGAGAUGGAGACACCA